This is a messenger RNA of Phascolarctos cinereus (koala), 2439 nucleotides long. RefSeq names its product beta-1,3-galactosyltransferase 1-like. Gene Ontology annotation, cellular component: Golgi membrane. Gene Ontology annotation, biological process: protein O-linked glycosylation. Lineage: Eukaryota; Metazoa; Chordata; Mammalia; Diprotodontia; Phascolarctidae. Gene Ontology annotation, molecular function: N-acetyl-beta-D-glucosaminide beta-(1,3)-galactosyltransferase activity. The record is from RefSeq and is a predicted model, not a curated record.
CAGAGAUUUACUUGGGUGAAAAUAAAAGACCUAUGCUAACAUUAGUCAUUUUCAAAUGAUCACAGAGAACGGCUAAGGUGAAAAAUUCUCUACAAAACAUUAAUGAAAACUCAUAAAAUGCCAGUCGUCUUCCCUAAGAAGGAAGAAAUACCUAGUGAAAACCAGCUGCUGUCUCUUUGAUGAAACAUAGUGAGGCAAAGAACAUUUGGAAAUUGUGUAACAUGGCCCAUGGGAAAACAGCCCUAAUGUGUUUUUGGCCCUCUAGGAAAUUAUGUCUUCUGAUUGGUGUUGUUUGCUCGGGGAUUAGUUUUUUCUUUUUCACACCUGAAGAAGUUAAAACAUCAAUCAAAGCAACAAAGCAACUAAUUUUCAAUUCACAGAAGAUUCCUUUUCAAGGAAUGUCCCCACCCUAUGAAGCCACAGGAGAAAAAUACCUUCUCAACAUUACAACCCCCAGGCUACAACUCACCAUACCUUCUCAUUUAAAGGUCAACCUAACAACUCCAAAAAAUGAGGAAAUGCCCAAGGACCCUGUGCCAUACACAUUUCUAAUCCGAGAGGAAGACAAAUGUAAAAAGACUGCUCCAUUCUUGGUGUUUUUAAUAUGUACCAAAGAGAGCGAAAAGUUAAGAAGGGAUAACAUCAGGAAAACUUGGGGAAAUGAAAGUGUGGUGCCUGGAUUUUCUGUGGUUCGCUUAUUUUUGCUAGGUGUCCAGAAACAAGGCUCUACUGAAGCAAUAAGAAAAGAAAGCAUGAUGUAUCGGGACAUCAUUCAACAGGACUUUAUAGACACUUAUCGGAACCUGACCCUCAAGGUCUUGAUGGGCAUGAAAUGGGUUGCUUCUUAUUGUCCUAAUGCACACUUUGUCAUGAAAACAGAUACUGAUAUGUUUAUUAACACUGAAUACCUGAUCCAAAAGCUACUAGUUACGAUAUCAGCCUCACAGCUUUAUUUCACUGGCUUUACUAUGAGAAAAUAUCGCCCUAUAAGGAACACAAGGAACAAAUGGUAUAUGCCUUUUGACAUGUACCCUGGAAAGGUCUACCCAGAUUUUUGCUCUGGAACUGGAUAUGUGUUCUCUGGAAGUUUGGCUACCAUGAUAUACCAGGUUUCUUUUAGUGUAAAAGUAUUACCCUUAGAAGAUGUGUAUGUGGGUCUCUGCCUUCAGAAAAUAGGAGUCAGGGUGUCAUCACCACCGAGACAUUCUUUAUUUAAUCCACAUAAAGUUCGAUUUAAGCCCUGCGUCUAUAACAAACUUAUCACAUCCCAUUUUAUUUCUCCCAAUGAACUGCUUAUAUUUUGGGAUCAAAUGCAAAAGGAAAAACAUGCUUGUUUUAAAAAUUAAAGUGGCCAUCUCUCCCCACCCCUUAUUUCACCUCCCAGUUAAACAGAAUAGUCAGUCAUCAGUGAAGGAGUCUUAUUAAGCCACUGUGGAAUUUCAUAUUCUUUUUCAUUACCCUUGGUAUACAAUUCCCAUGCAUAAAUGAAGCAAUACUGUGGAGAUUUACUAUAUCUGUGAAAGAGCCAAUGGUGAGGAAUUUAAUGGUGGAAACCUGGCUAGCUCAUAUAGAGGAUGAGAUAUUUACAAAUAUCUUAGCACAAUGCCCAGCACCUAACAAUGGCUAUUUCAAUGCUUAUUUCUCUUCUUCCUCCAUUUGACUUAGUGCUUCAAAUCCAACAGAAAGCCCAUCUCUAUUAUCAGCCCUGUAUACUGGGUUUGGAUGCAUUUUAGGUGUUUUUACCCCUUAGUUUAUAUUCUUAUCUUCAUGGAUGUCAAAAGAUGCGCUAUUAAGUUGCUAUACACACAUGCCAAUGAUAUGCAAAUGACCAAAUCUGAAUUUACUGUGGGAAAAGCAUUCUACUUUUUGUUUCUAGAGAUAUGUUAGUCUCCAUGUUUAUCUUAAAGCAUGUUUUCAAAUAAGAACACACUUUAUUUUAAGUUAAAUUGGGACCCUCAGAAACCAUUUGGGAAAAAAUAAUUUGUUGAGAAGGCUAUUUUGGAAUAAUGCAUUAAAGAAAACAACUGCCAAUUUGACUCCCCCAAAAAAGAGUUCUGACAAAUUUUCCCCUAUCCAGAUUGCUGGAGGUGGCUGAAGCUCAUGAUCAAGUCAUGUUCUCAGCAAGAGGAGCCGAAGUCUUUUAGCCCAACCUCCUCAUUAAAUGCCACCAAUUACGGUUGAUUUUCACUUCUCAAGGGAAUUACAUUUCAGAAGGGAUAUUUAAAACUUUCAGGGUCUCCAAUGAUUGUCUUGGGUUACUGAGAGAAACCACAGAUUGUCAAUUUAUUGAUUGCUAACCAGCUUAAUCAAUAAACUGAUUAUUAAUUAACCAGAAACUCUGUCUCUUGGAAUUUUUCAUUUAUCUCAGUAUCCUGUACUAAAUUUCAAAAAAUCUUAGUGAAAGUUAUCAUUCUCUAUAUGUAAUAAAAUGGCAUUGUA